UCCGGUCCUGCGGCUCACAGGACUCCCUAAAUUUUUUUAUUCCCACACUGUAUAUUUUCCACUGAAGAGCCACUUGAUUGAACUGAGUGUCUAAUUAAAACAAAACGCUGACGACAGUUUAUCAUAAUUCAACAUUUCAGUCAUUCCCAGCUGUUUUCAGUCGGAUCCAGUUUUUAUUUCCACAUUAUUUUUUGGUCACUUUUUCUUCUAUUCCGGUUGGAUUUACAAAGGGCGUGUUAGGGGCGAUCUGUACCGGGAGUUUCAUCUCCUGUACUUGUGCGACUCUGAGGAAUGACAGAAACUGGGAAUCGAUCCGCCUGAAUGGAAACAAUGGAAUAUACAGAGCUUGGACAUACUUUCGAGGAGAAGCUGACACUAACAGACAAAUCUCUUCCUCUGCAGACAGAGUCUCAGUCCAUCCAGAAUGGGGACAAGUCUUUGGGGAAGGACAUCUUGACUUCAUACGACUCAGCCAUCACAGACCUCUCUCCUAAAACAGACUCCAGCCCCAUAACAGAGACCCUCACCAAGACAGAUGUCUCCUCCAAGACAGAUGUGAGGCCAUCCACCCCGGGCAGCAGCAGCAGCCCUCAGCCCAAGAAAGAUUCGAUGAGCUCAGAGCAACGACAGAAACUUGCCAAGGAGCGGAGGGAGGAAAGAGCCAAAUAUAUCGAACAGCAAACUCAGCUGCAAGCGGCGAAGAAGGCCCAGUGGCUGGAGAAGGAGGAGAAGGCCCGGCGUCUGAGGGAGAGCCAGCUGGAGGAUCGCAGGAGGAAGCUGGAGGAACAGAGGCUGAAGACUGAGAAACGCAGAGCUCUGCUGGAGGAAAAACAGAGACAGAAACUAGAAAAGAACAAGGUGAGAAAAUACAUGAACUCAGUAGAUCAGAAGAGACGGAAGUGUGUGCCUGCUCUCCAAAAUAUUUAGUGUUAAUUGAAGUCAGGGUGGAAAAGUCAACACUUUACCAGUGUUUAUGCAAGCUUAAUGCUUAGCAGAUGCUCGGCCUCCACGGUCAACUUGCCGAGACAGGUGGACCCUGUCAUUAACAACAGGCUGUCCAAGUCCUCUGCCACGCUCUGGAACUCCCCCAACAGAACCCGCAGCCUGCGUCUGAGCCCGUGGGAGAGCCGGAUCGUGGAGCGGCUCAUGACGCCGACUCUGUCCUUCUUGGCCCGCAGUCGCAGCGCCGCCACCCUCCUCAACAACAGCGACUCUCACUCUCAUCACUGCUCCCGUUCAGCCUCCGCCAGCCCGCUGAACGCCUGUUCCCAUCACCACCCGCACCAGAACACCGCCGAGCGCUGGAGGGUCUCCUCCGCCAGCACGCCAGACAUCACCCAGCGCCAACGCCGUCGAAACUCCACACCGGUGGACAAAAAGAAGAAAGAGAAGAAAGACAAGGAGAGGGAGAAUGAAAAAGAGAAGAACGCUCUCACAAAAGUGCAGAAGAAGAGACAGACAACAUCACCUGCCACAACAACCCAGAGAUCCAGGCCAGAGACCAGCACCCCGAAGCCCAGAAACAGACCUCCGUCACCCGCCGCUCCCAAAAGUCGGCCCCUGUCCCCUCUAGUGCCGGCGGCCUCUAAGACCCCCUUGGGCAAGAAGACACCUCCUCCUGGCACCAAGCCCCGGCCCAAACGAGCACAGACGCCCGUCAGGGUGCAGGCCCAGACGGUCACUGCAGUCGCUGUGGAAACAGGCCACGAACCCCAGCAGCCCAACGCUCCAGAGGAGAAAAAGGACUCCAGCAAUGUUCCUGCCAUCGUGGUGUCCUCUGCACUGCUUACACCUCCUUCCCUUAGCCCAGCAGUUGUAUCAGCAGCCUCUCCAGCUGCUCCAAACGUAGUGCCGGCUGCCUCAGCUGCUUCUCCUGCUGCACCCUCCACCAAUAAUCCUGCUCCUUCUGCUGCACCCGCUGCCACUGCCGCCGCUGCCUCCACCACCCCGGCUGCACCAGCCAGCCGGCCGUCAGCAGGCACCAACAACCCAGAGGAGGCUGCUCGUGUCCUGGCAGAGAAACGCAGACAAGCCCGGGAGCAGCGGGAGAGAGAGGAGCAGGAGCGUCUGGAGCAGGAGCACAGGAACAGGAUCCUCCGGGAGGAGGCGAUGGUCCGGGAUGCAGAGGAGAGGAGGCGUAGAGAGGAGGAGGCUCGAUUCAUGGCUGAGCAGCAGCGUCUGAGGGACGAAGCCCAGCGAGCUCAAGAGGAGAAGGAGGCACAGGAGGAGAACGAGAAGCUGCAGAGACAGAAGGAGGAGGCUGAUGCCAAGGCGCGCGAGGAGGCCGAGCGUCAGCGCCUCGAGAGGGAGAAACACUUCCAGAAAGAAGAGCAGGAGCGGCUGGAGAGGAAAAAGCGCCUCGAGGAGAUCAUGAAGAGGACUCGGAAAAGUGACGCAGGAGAGAAGAAGGAUGUUAAAGCUUCUCCACAGGUCAACGGCAAGCACACAGAGCUCAGUAAGGCAGCUGGAAACCUGCAGAGUCCCGAUGCAGCAGUCGUCAGCCCAUCAACUGUGUCCGGUCCUGUUGUAAACGGCGUCCAGCCCGCCACUCACCAGAACGGCGUCUCAGCCAACGGAGAGGCGGCUGACUUUGAGGAGAUCAUCCAGUUGAACAAGAGCGGUAACCCGACGCAGACUCAGAGCGGCCUGGUCAGCGAGCCGAUCCUGGCAGAGCCCUUCCUGAUGAAAACAGGCCCUAUGAAGCCUCAGCAUGUCGCAGAGGUCCUGUAAGUCCUCACACAUCUCCAUGGAGACGCGCCUUAUGUCUCUGCUUGAGCUAUGAGAUUCAUGCCACACCACAGCGGCUUCUAAAAAAUCGUGUGCCAAACAAACUAUGAACUGCGCUGAAUUCACAUUUCACAGUAUCUGCCACAAGAGGACAAAGAGGAGCUUCUCAUCUGAAAUAUAAAAACAUGCAACAUCAAGUAUUCUCUGUCUCCACCGCGUGUUCUGGUGCAGCAUCUGUCUGAUUUUAUUGAAAUGUCACAUGCAGAUUUUACGGUGCACCUUAAAGAUGACUGACUGUGUAACGAAUUUUAGAAAAUAAAAUUUUAGAAAAUACACUAUAAGACCCUGGAAAUACAUAAUAUUUGACAAUGGUUGUUAUUAUUACCGUUGUUACGAUAUUGUUAUUGUUAUCUUAAGUUGAACAGUGUGUGUGUGUGUGUGUGUGUGUGUGUGUUUGUGUGUAUGUGUGUUUGUUUGUUGUUUUUGUCUUGAAUUACUGAGUUAUUUAACAUGGGGAGCAUUGUAAGGACCGGCCACAGACAGUGUAUGUAAAUGUAUAAUGAGCCCGGCUGCCUAGGCCUCCUGUUACAGGGGAUCUGUGAAAUAAAGCUUUAUGAAAGGGA
This is a messenger RNA of Perca fluviatilis (European perch), 3350 nucleotides long. RefSeq names its product MAP7 domain-containing protein 1-like. The transcript is spliced from 17 exons. Gene Ontology annotation, cellular component: microtubule cytoskeleton. NCBI's taxonomy places the organism in Eukaryota, Metazoa, Chordata, Actinopteri, Perciformes, Percidae. Gene Ontology annotation, biological process: microtubule cytoskeleton organization. The record is from RefSeq and is a predicted model, not a curated record.